Ornithodoros turicata is the source of this 1421-nucleotide messenger RNA. It is a transcript of the gene Taf7, whose product is annotated as transcription initiation factor TFIID subunit 7-like. The coding region runs from base 27 to 1310 and encodes 427 amino acids. Gene Ontology annotation, molecular function: RNA polymerase II general transcription initiation factor activity. Gene Ontology annotation, cellular component: transcription factor TFIID complex. The transcript is spliced from 2 exons. Gene Ontology annotation, biological process: transcription initiation at RNA polymerase II promoter; RNA polymerase II preinitiation complex assembly. The record is from RefSeq and is a predicted model, not a curated record. Lineage: Eukaryota; Metazoa; Arthropoda; Arachnida; Ixodida; Argasidae.
GUGGCGGGGCAAUCGCAAAAUCCAAAAUGUCGGGGAUUCAUUUCAAGUUCCCUGCCCGGAAGGAUAGUGAAAAAGUUAUGGGUGAAGGAGAUGCAAAGAAGGGCAAAGACGAAGGUCCUGUAGAGCUAGAAAGCCAGUUCAUUCUGCGCUUGCCAGCACCAGUUGCGGCUCACCUGCGAGCUGCGGUAAGGUCGGGCGUUAUGAACCUCAAAGACCGCCUCACAAUCCAACUAGAACCUGAUAACAGACACGGCACAGUGAGGUUUGACAAAUGGGCACUGUCAGCACGAGUGGUAGAUCUACCAUCAAUCAUAGAGUCGCAUAAAACAUUAGACAAGAAGACGUUUUAUAAAACCGCUGACAUUUCCCAAAUGAUGAUAUGCAAGGAAGAGGAUGACCUGCCCAAGACUGACGAUGAAGAAUCGCCAAAAAAGAAAGACAAGAAGGAUAACAAGGACAAAAAGUACCAGCAUCCACAUGGCAUAACGCCUUCACUAAAGAACGUGAGGAAGCGUCGAUUCAGAAAAACGCUGAAGAAAAAGUACGUCGAUUUCCCGGAGAUUGAAAAAGAGGUUAAGCGUCUAUUUCGCAUGGACAACGAAGCAAUUGGCAUUCGCUACGAAGUGGUUAAUGCCGAAGAUGAAAAGAACGAUGGGAAAAACGGCCAGGGCGUAGAACCUCAAGUGAGUGGAAGCUUCGGAUCACCAUCCGUCAGUGCCCUUCUAAACAGCAACUCUCAGAGCAUGGACGUCGGCGAGCACGACUUGUUUGGUGAAGCACUGAGCAGCUCGGACGAGGACGAUGUGAUAGUCGAUUCUGCUGGUGACGACGACUUAUCAAACAAGGGAAACCCAUCGAGAAAGCAGGACAGCUUAAAGUCCGAUAUAGUCACUGAAUUCCAGAAAGGAAUGCUGGCAACCUCGAGCAAGAUGGCCACAACCAGUGCGGCAACGGCAGCUGCAACAAAUUCCCUAGUCGAACAGUAUGCUGACGAUCCCAACUUUGGAGGACCAGUCGAAGAAGAUCCGGAACCUACGAAAGUUCUUGAAGACAGUUUUAUGAGGAAAGACUUGGACGAAGAAAUGGAUGAACCCGAGCAAGACAACACUGCGUUACUGGACCGCCUGUCUCAGUUAGAGCGUGAGAUAAUGCAGCUGCAGGACAGGAGGCAAGCGCAGGAGUUGGAAGUCGCAUCCCUAGAGAAUCAAGCUCUCAAGCAAAGGUUCCAGAAUAUCAUAAAUGCUCUGAAGAUGGAGCAGAAUGAGAAACAAAGGGAGUAUGAUGAAAUAGUUUCGUUGUUACACCAGUAAUGUGGUGCUCCGUAUGGUGCUGUAGACAUGUUACUUAACUGCUAUGGACAAUUGCUUCUUUGUAAAUAUGUACAGUAUUUAAUAAAUGAGUAUGAAACCAUUGUUACACCA